Molecule: messenger RNA, 1197 nt
Organism: Penicillium brevicompactum
Lineage: Eukaryota; Fungi; Ascomycota; Eurotiomycetes; Eurotiales; Aspergillaceae
Exons: 2
Coding region: 1-1197 (398 amino acids)
Source: RefSeq, a predicted model, not a curated record
AUGACAGAAACGGUAGACCGGAACAAGGAUGUCUACAAACUCGCUGCACUACCUUUCGUUCUGGAGCGCAAAGGGGACUAUGAUGAAGCGAUCCGUAUAUACAAAACGGCUAUUGAGAUCCUGGAUGAGUUGAUCCAGAGAUUCAAAAAAGGGCACGAUGUCCGCAAAGUUAACAGGAAGAUGUUUGAGCGGCAAGUGAAUGUUCAUCGUGAACGUUUAGCUUAUUUGGAGGGCCUCAAGCGUACCGGCAGCUUCAGCAACAUCGUCCUACCGCCCACCAUCCUAGAUGCAAUGGAGGAGAUGGAAAAGGAGAACGGGAAAACCUGGACAUUGUCCCAGAUUCGCAAAGCUCUUCAUGAAUUCCAAAAAAAUGCCCCGCCCAACGCUGCGCCAGACCUGAGCGCAGCCCCAGUUCACAUUCACCCGUUCCUCAGCACGGGUUCAUUAGAAGUUCCAUUCUUCUCUCCAACCCUGGUGCCAUCUGAACCUACGAUCACUUAUCGAAUAACACAUUCUUCGGAACUUGUUGAUCUGGGCAUGCGGUCUCACUGGUUCUUUGUGAAAGACAUCACCAACACACAUGUUCUGUACGCCCUGCAGUUCAUUUGGAGUAACGAAGUGCCCAUUGUUGAGACUGUUCUUCGGCGAGCUGGUGAAUUCUUGCCUCAAAUUGGAGCGACAAGUGUGAAGAUUCAGAAGAUGAAAGGAGGCAGUUUCCGACUCACUACACGCACAAUCCCGGAUAUGGGAGCGAUAACCGAAAUUCCAGAUGGAGAGAUGCAGAGGAAAAAUUGGUCACCACGGCGAUUUGAGUAUGGUGGUCGCAAGUUCGUUUGGAAAAGCGCUGCCGCAGAAGGGAAGAAAGAGGAAGGCGGGUUUUUUGGUAGUUUCGGAAUCGCGUGGGAGACGCUGUAUGAGACCAAACGAGUCUGGGCCAAGGAAGGAAGCCGGACAGGAAAGAUGGAAGAUGAGAUUGUUGGUUCCAGAUUGUGCUGGGGGGAGAAGAAGGGUGGAAACGGUGCGGAUCACAGCAUUCAUAUGGUUGGUGGCUUGGACUUGUACUUCCGAGAGCAUUUGUUGGCGGCGCAAUUGUCAAGAUUGGCGCGUGCCAGCUAUCCACCACAUAAGGAUACCACAGGGAUCGAAGUCGCAGCCGUCGGUGCCACCUGGCUGGGAAUUGCCGCUUCUCUUGCGUGA